Molecule: messenger RNA, 4783 nt
Organism: Microtus oregoni (creeping vole)
Lineage: Eukaryota; Metazoa; Chordata; Mammalia; Rodentia; Cricetidae
Product: calcineurin-binding protein cabin-1
Exons: 28
Biological process (GO): chromatin organization
Cellular component (GO): nucleus
Molecular function (GO): protein binding; nucleosome binding
Source: RefSeq, a predicted model, not a curated record
CCGUGGAGACGCGGGGCGAGUUCCGGGCAGUCAGGUUUGCGGAUGGCCGCGGAGUGUGCGUGAGCUCGGCUGCGGUGAGCGCCAGGAGGCGGAACCACGCGAGAAGGCCGCGGCUCUCCGCAUCCUCACCGGCGCGGGGCCGAAGCGAGACCGGAGAUCCGCCGGCUCGGGACCGGGCCUCCUGCCCGUGCCGGCUCCUCCGCGCUACUCCCACCGCCGGCCAGAGGUGCGCCGGGUGGGUCACGGUGACAGCGGCGCGAAGCCAUCCCUUUCUGUGCGUCCUUUCACUCACCUUCACAGCAGCCCAGCGAGGGGACUGUGGACUGGCACAUCCUCUACCAGUAAUGGGAACUGAUCCUCCGUGGUGGUGCUGAAUCUCUAAAUAUGAUUCGAAUUGCAGCCUUAAAUGCCAGCUCCACAAUUGAGGAUGACCAUGAAGGAAGCUUUAAGAGCCACAAAAUUCAGACAAAGGAGGCCCAGGAAGCAGAGGCUUUUGCCUUAUACCACAAGGCCUUGGAUCUGCAGAAACAUGACAGGUUUGAGGAGUCUGCCAAGGCCUACCAUGAGCUCCUGGAGGCGCGCCUGCUGCGGGAGGCAGUUUCUUCCGGAGAUGAGAAGGAAGGGUUGAAACACCCUGGACUGAUACUGAAAUAUUCUACAUAUAAGAACCUGGCCCAGCUGGCAGCCCAACGAGAAGAUCUAGAGACAGCCAUGGAAUUCUAUUUGGAAGCAGUGAUGCUGGACUCCACAGACGUCAACCUCUGGUACAAAAUUGGACACGUGGCACUGAGGCUCAUCCGGCUUCCCCUGGCUCGCCAUGCUUUUGAGGAAGGACUUCGGUGUAAUCCUGAUCACUGGCCCUGCUUGGACAAUCUCAUCACUGUUUUGUACACCCUCAGUGAUUACACAACAUGUCUCUACUUCAUCUGCAAAGCGCUGGAGAAAGACUGCCGAUACAGCAAAGGUCUGGUCCUCAAGGAGAAGAUUUUUGAAGAGCAGCCUUGUCUCCGGAAGGACUCACUUCGAAUGUUCCUCAAAUGUGACAUGUCAAUUCACGAUGUGACUGUGAGUGCAGCGGAGACACAGGCCAUUGUAGAUGAGGCUCUGGGGCUGAGGAAGAAGAGGCAAGCGUUGAUCGUGCGGGAGAAGGAACCGGACCUGAAACUAGUGCAACCCAUUCCUUUCUUCACGUGGAAGUGCCUUGGAGAGAGCUUGCUGGCCAUGUACAAUCACCUCACCACUUGUGAACCCCCAAGGCCCAGCCUUGGCAAGAGGAUUGACCUGUCUGACUACCAGGACCCCAGCCAGCUACUAGCAUCCUCUGUAGUGGUUACACCUAUCAGUGUGGUCCAGCCAAAUCCUGUUAGCACCAACCCAACUGUCACUGUGGCUGAGCCUGUGCUGUCCUAUACCUCUGUGACCACAGCCAGCUUCCCACUGCACAGUCCUGGUCUGCUGGACACAAAUGCUCCCAUGGGUGAUGUUUCUGGGGGAGAUAAAUCUAAGAAAGGUGUAAAGCGUAAGAAGACUUUAGAAGAGAGUGGAGAGACAGCAAAGCGGAGGUCUGCCCGUGUCCGAAACACCAAGUGCAAAAAGGAAGAGAAAGUGGAUUUCCAGGGGCUUCUGGUAAAGUUCCUGCCGUCCAGGUUAAGAAAACUGGACCCUGAGGAGGAAGAUGACCCAUUUAAUAACUAUGAAGUUCAGUCAGAAGCCAAGCUGGAGAGCUUCUCAAAUGUGGGGCCUCACCGACUAUCCUUUGAUUCGGCCACAUUCAUGGAAUCUGAGAAGCAGGAUGUGCAUGAGUUCCUGAUGGAGAACUUGACCAAUGGGGGCAUCCUGGAGCUGAUGAUGCGCUAUCUGAAGAGCAUGGGCCACAAGUUCUUGCUGCGGUGGCCCCCGGGCCUGGCAGAUGUCGUUCUUAGCGUCUACCACAGCUGGAGGAGGCAUAGCACCAGCCUGCCCAACCCAUUGCUGAGGGACUGCAGCAACAAGCACAUCAAGGACAUGAUGCUAAUGUCUCUCUCCUGCAUGGAGCUCCAGCUGGACCAGUGGCUGCUGACCAAAGGCCGAAGCUCGACAGUGUCCCCCCGGAACUGCCCUGCUGGUGUGGUGACAGGUAGGUUUGGGCCUGACUUCCCAGGAACCCACUGCCUGGGUGAUCUCCUGCAGCUGUCAUUCGCCUCGUCUCAGCGGGACCUCUUUGAGGAUGGCUGGCUGGAGUUUGUUGUCCGCGUGUACUGGCUGAAAGCGCGUUUCUUGGCGUUGCAGGGAGACAUGGAACAAGCCCUGGAGAAUUAUGACAUCUGCACAGAAAUGCUCCAGAGUUCCAGUGCCAUCCAGGCAGAGGCAGGAGCUGAGCAAGGGGACAUUGUCAUCCGGCUGCCCAACCUUCACAAUGACUCUGUUGUUUCUCUGGAGGAAAUUGAUAAGAACCUGAAGUCUCUGGAAAGGUGCCAGUCGCUGGAGGAGAUCCAGCGGCUGUUUGAGGCAGGUGACUACAAGGCAGUGGUGCAGCUGCUCCGGCCCACCUUGUGUACCAGUGGGUUUGACCGAGCCAAACACCUGGAGUUUAUGACUUCCAUUCCUGAGAGGCCAGCCCAACUGCUUCUACUGCAGGACUCAUUGCUCCGGUUGAAGGACCACAAACAGUGUUUUGAAUGUUCUGACGUGGCUCUGAAUGAGGCUGUCCAGCAGAUGGUGAACUCAACUGAAUCUGCAGCCAAGGAAGAGUGGGUGGCCACGGUGACCCAGUUGCUGCUAGGCAUCGAGCAGGCACUGUCAUCAGACAGCAGUGGCAGCAUCCUAAAGGAAUCUUCCUCAACCACCGGCCUUGUCCGGCUCACCAACAACCUCAUCCAGGUCAUUGACUGCAGCAUGGCUGUACAAGAGGAGCCCAAGGAGCCCUAUGUUUCCUCAGUGCUGCCCUGGAUCAUUUUGCACAGGAUUAUCUGGCAGGAAGAAGACACCUUCCGUUCCCUGUGCCACCAACAGCAGCUCCAGAACCCGGCAGAGGAAGGGAUGUCGGAGAUGCCCAUGCUCCCAUCUUCCCUCAUGCUGCUCAACACAGCACAUGAAUACUUGGGCAGGAGGUCCUGGUGCUGCAAUUCAGAUGGGGCGCUGCUGCGAUUCUACGUACAAGUCCUCCAAAAGGAACUUGCUGCAUCUGCCUCUGAAGACACUCACCCCUACAAGGAGGAGCUGGAGACUGCCUUGGAGCAGUGUUUCUACUGCCUGUACAGCUUCCCCAGCAAGAAGAGCAAGGCCAGAUACCUGGAGGAACACUCGGCUCAGCAGGUGGAUCUUAUAUGGGAGGAUGCCCUGUUUAUGUUUGAGUAUUUUAAGCCCAAGACCCUUCCUGAAUUUGAUAGCUACAAGACCAGCACUGUUUCUGCUGACUUGGCUAACCUGCUGAAAAGAAUUGCUACCAUCGUGCCCCGCACAGAGAAGCCAGUCCUGAGCAUGGAGAAAGUCUCUGCCUACAUUGAGGGAACUUCCACCGAGGUGCCCUGCCUUCCAGAAGGGGCAGAUCCCACUCCUCCGGUGGUGAAUGAGCUCUACUACCUCCUGGCUGAUUAUCAUUUCAAAAACAAGGAGCAGUCUAAAGCCAUCAAGUUCUACAUGCACGAUAUUUGCAUCUGCCCCAACAGGUUCGAUUCCUGGGCAGGCAUGGCUCUGGCCCGGGCCAGCCGAAUUCAGGACAAGCUGAACUCCAAUGAACUGAAGAGCGAUGGACCCAUCUGGAAACAUGCCACACCUGUUCUGAACUGCUUCCGGAGGGCCCUCGAGAUUGACAGCUCUAAUUUGUCCUUGUGGAUUGAGUAUGGCACCAUGUCCUAUGCCUUACACUCAUUUGCUUCCCGCCAGCUGAAGCAGUGGAGAGCCGAGCUGCCUCCGGAGCUUGUACAGCAGAUGGAGGAUCGGCGCGACAGCAUGCUGGAGACAGCCAAACACUGUUUCACAUCUGCAGCCCACUGUGAGGGCGAUGGCGAUGAGGAGGAAUGGCUCAUUCACUACAUGCUGGGCAAGGUGGCCGAGAAGCAGCAGCAACCACCAACUGUGUACCUGCUGCACUACCGGCAGGCUGGCCACUACUUGCACGAGGAGGCUGCCCGUUACCCUAAGAAGAUCCACUACCACAACCCGCCUGAGCUGGCCAUGGAAGCCCUGGAGGUGUACUUCCGGCUCCAUGCUUCCAUCCUGAAGCUCCUGGGCAAACCUGAUUCUGGGGUUGCUGCGGAGGUCCUGGUCAGCUUUAUGAAGGAGGCAGCAGAAGGACCUUUUGCCAGGGGCGAGGAGAAGAAUACACCCAAAGCUUCCGAAAAGGAGAAGGCCUGCCUGGUGGAUGAGGACUCCCACUCUUCAGCUGGGACACUGCCGGGCCCUGGAGCCUCCCUCCCCUCCUCCUCUGGCCCAGGUCUGACAUCCCCACCUUACACAGCCACUCCGAUUGACCACGAUUACGUCAAAUGUAAAAAACCCCAUCAGCAGGCGACGCCGGACGGUUCCGAAGGAAGAAUGGAAGGGCCACGGGCACUGUCUGCCUCUGCCCCUGUCCGCAGAAGCCCUUGUGAAACUGACCUCAGCCAUGAUGAGAGGGCAGACCGAAGCCAGGACAGCACCGCUGUGGCCCUGUCAGACUCCAGCUCGACACAGGACUUCUUUAAUGAGCCCACAAGUUUGCUGGAGGGUUCUCGAAAGCCCUUUGCAGAGAAGAGGCUAUCUGGACUCAGUGCUCCAGCAGGACCAACUGGUAAAGAUCUUCCAGGGCCCACAGAGGAAAGAG